GAAACUGGAAAUGUCUAGCAUUGUCGUCGCCACAAGCGGCCUCCCAGCAUAUCUUAAUCAGAGCCUAGACAGAUAUUGAAAGCUAGAAAAAUAACGACAACUUGUUGGAACGGCACUUUGCACAUGAAGAUAUCUCCUCGAAUACGCCGCUUCGAUUUGGCGGUAAAGUGAAGAAUGUUAGGCCUUUGAAGAGAACCUUGGUGUCGUGCAACAUGUGUGAUUGUCAUGCAUCUUUUCAUACAGCGUCUAGGGUGGCUUCCGAUGCACCUUGUCUUGUUGCCAAUGAAUAUCGCUUCAGGACGCCUUGGGCACUUUAUACUUUGGUUCUGGAUUUUCGAACGAUACAAGCAGAAAAUUAUGUCUCAGGGAUUCGAACAUGGUUUAAGGAUGUUUCCUCGAGACUACGGGCAACGCAAGAAACAUCUCGUCAAUACCAUGCAGGGUCAUUUGCAUCUGGCAAACAAUAUCGUAAUGAUCAUUUGAUAUUUCACCAUCCAUUUGCAAAACUUAAUAGAGGAGAAAUUAUUGAAAUUUUUAAUACGCAUACACCUUUUCUGAGCCGUUUUAGAGAAAUUUCCCGCGGCUGCAUGACGCUAAUACUCGUCCCGAGGCUUCUCAUGUUGUUUACUGGAAACGAACAAGUGAAGGGGCGAAAUUUUGGGAAAGUGAUGCUCGCUUGGAUGAUGCUGCAGCUGCAGGCAGGAGCUGCGGCUGCAAGCCAGCACAUCCGGGCAAUCUCGAAAAUCCAAAGGGCUAUUGCAUGAUUGCGGGCUUUUGAUGCUUUAAUACUGGAAAAAUAUUUCCGUGGCUCCUCCUGCCAUAGAGAAAAAAAGAUGUCCACCCCCGUCGCUUGUCCAAUCAUGCA
Messenger RNA from Xylona heveae TC161, 865 nucleotides. RefSeq lists its product as hypothetical. The transcript has a single exon. Bases 213 to 764 code for a protein of 183 amino acids. The record is from RefSeq and is a predicted model, not a curated record. Lineage: Eukaryota; Fungi; Ascomycota; Xylonomycetes; Xylonales; Xylonaceae.